AUGUACCACCCCGACGACCUGCCGCUCCGCGCCACCCUCGAGCGGCGCGACUCGGACCUGCAGCUCUCGCCUCGCACCGGCACCUCCAGGAUCAGCAGUCUCCUCGCGUCGCCAAUCCGCUCCAUUGGCAAGCAGCCGCCGGGCAGCCGCCUGCGGCAGCCGGCAACUCGGACGCUGGCGGUGCUGCUGGUCGAGGCUCGCAAGCCGGGGCUCCGGUUCUGGGACCUGUGCGAUCAGUACCUGAGGCUGCCUCUCGACACGCCAAAGAGCCAGCGCUGCUCUGCAUGGCGGGUGCCCAAGCUAUACCACGCCGUCGGCAAGGACGCGAGCCCGCCUCCUGCCGUGGUGGGCAAUGCGGCGAGGAAUCCCGACUUCCAGCUGCGCUAUCUCGGCGACGAGGCGGCGGCGGAGUAUGUAAAGGCGCGGUGCGGCGAGGCGGCCCAUGCGGCGUACCAGUGCUUUGUCGCGCCGGCGUACCGGGCAGACCUCUUCCGGUACUGCGCGCUGCAUGCGGACGGUGGGGUGUACCUGGACACCGACAUCAUGCUCGCGGUCAGCAUCCCGGAGGCCGUGGACAUGUGCGACGGUGCCACUCUCGGGCACGAUAUUCCUCAGCUCCCGCUGCCGCCGCACCGGCUCGGAGACGCGGUUGUGCCCGGCAUGCAGAUGAAGAUCCUCGGCGGCGAGCCGGGGCAUCCGCUCUUCAAGUGCAUGCUCGACGGCAUCAUCGGCCAUGUCACUGGGCCCUCGCUGCUCGCGGACUGCUACCGCCAGACGCUGCUUGGCGAUUCGACAGCCGAGAGAGCACGCCGCCGCGGCGCAGUGCCCACGGAGAACUACGCUCCCGGCGACCUAGACGGCGACAAGCGGCGGUCGGAGGAGGUUGCCCUCAAGAAGCUCCACUACCACGAGCUGAUGAUCAAGGGUGUCUUGUACAGUGACUCGUGCCCUCUCGAGAGGAGGCCCGCGCUCUGA
Messenger RNA from Emiliania huxleyi CCMP1516, 975 nucleotides. RefSeq lists its product as hypothetical. The coding region runs from base 1 to 975 and encodes 324 amino acids. The record is from RefSeq and is a predicted model, not a curated record. Gene Ontology annotation, cellular component: mannan polymerase complex. The transcript has 4 exons. Gene Ontology annotation, biological process: protein N-linked glycosylation. Gene Ontology annotation, molecular function: alpha-1,6-mannosyltransferase activity. NCBI's taxonomy places the organism in Eukaryota, Haptophyta, Isochrysidales, Noelaerhabdaceae.